This is a messenger RNA of Columba livia (rock pigeon), 3247 nucleotides long. It is a transcript of the gene FBXL2, whose product is annotated as F-box and leucine rich repeat protein 2. The coding region runs from base 129 to 1400 and encodes 423 amino acids. Gene Ontology annotation, molecular function: protein binding. The transcript has 15 exons. Gene Ontology annotation, cellular component: cytoplasm. NCBI's taxonomy places the organism in Eukaryota, Metazoa, Chordata, Aves, Columbiformes, Columbidae. The record is from RefSeq and is a predicted model, not a curated record.
GGCGGCGGCGCCGCCCCGACCCAGCUCUGGCAGCGGCGGCGGCUGGCGUGCGCGCGGGCUGUGCACCUGGCGCCCUCCUCGGGGCUCCCCGUCGCCAGGACAACCGGCCUCGCCGUGGCGCCUCUGCCAUGGUUUUCUCAAAUAAUGAUGAAGCCCUUAUUAACAAAAAACUACCCAAAGAACUUCUGUUGAGAAUAUUUUCUUUCUUGGACAUAGUUACUUUGUGUCGGUGUGCGCAAGUUUCCAAGGCAUGGAAUGUUUUAGCUCUGGAUGGAAGCAAUUGGCAAAGAAUAGACCUCUUUAACUUUCAAACGGAUAUAGAGGGUCGUGUUGUGGAAAAUAUAUCGAAAAGAUGUGGUGGGUUCCUGAGACAACUUAGUCUGAGAGGUUGUCUUGGUGUUGGAGACUCCUCUUUAAAGACCUUUGCACAGAACUGUAGAAAUAUCGAACACUUAAAUCUAAACGGGUGCACAAAAAUCACUGACAGCACGUGUUACAGUCUUAGCAGAUUCUGUUCCAAGCUGAAACAUCUGGAUCUGACAUCUUGCGUAGCCAUCACAAACAGCUCUUUGAAAGGCUUAAGUGAGGGUUGCAGAAAUCUGGAACAUUUGAAUCUUUCCUGGUGUGAUCAGAUUACGAAGGAUGGUAUUGAAGCACUGGUGAAAGGGUGUAGUGGACUAAAAGCUCUAUUUCUUAGAGGUUGCACACAGUUAGAAGAUGAAGCAUUGAAACACAUCCAAAAUCAUUGUCAUGAACUUGUUAUCCUGAACUUGCAAUCCUGUACACAAAUCUCAGAUGAAGGCAUUGUAAAAAUCUGUAGAGGAUGUCACAGACUGCAGUCGCUCUGUGUUUCAGGCUGUAGCAACCUGACAGAUGCUUCUCUCACAGCACUUGGUCUAAACUGUCCAAGGCUGAAGAUUUUGGAAGCUGCAAGAUGUUCACAUCUUACAGAUGCGGGUUUUACCCUUUUAGCACGGAAUUGCCACGAGCUGGAGAAGAUGGACUUGGAAGAAUGUGUUUUGAUAACUGACAGCACGUUGAUACAACUUUCUAUACACUGUCCUAAGCUACAAGCAUUGAGCUUAUCUCACUGUGAACUGAUCACCGAUGAUGGGAUUCUUCAUCUGAGCAACAGCACAUGUGGUCACGAGAGGCUGCAGGUACUGGAGCUUGAUAACUGUCUUCUCAUCACUGAUGUGACCCUGGAACACCUGGAGAACUGCCACAACUUGGAGAGAAUUGAGCUGUAUGACUGUCAGCAAGUCACGCGCGCUGGAAUCAAGCGCAUCAGAGCUCAUCUACCUCAUGUGAAAGUCCAUGCUUACUUUGCUCCAGUCACACCCCCUCCCUCAGUGGGAGGGAGCGGGCAGCGCCUCUGCAGAUGCUGUAUUAUUCUUUGACAGUCAGUGCAACCACACAGAAAACGCUGUUGCUGAAGAAAACCGUGGGACUGCAAGUCAGUGGAAGGAGUCUGUUUCCUGACAGUCCUAAUGGUGAUGUUUGGUCAUCCAGUUUUGUGACAAGAAAAGCAUUGGUUUUUUUUUUUUCCAGGUAAAAAUCUUUAACGUAAUGUGCAGCUGUGGAUUAAGUUGGUGAUGCUUUGGUUUGCAUUAGUAACUCCUUCCUUCUGUUGGCAUGAGAACUGAAGUACCGUGUAAAAUGUGGGGGCACUUCAGAGUUAGCAGCUACUUGGUGAAAGUUCACAAAACUUGGAAGUUCAUUUGCAUUUGUAAGCACUGUUCAGCGUGAAGUUUUAAUGUAAGGUGGGGCUCAAGUCCGGCCCACCAAGGAACUGAACCUGCUGUUCUGUAAUAUACAUGACAGAUUAAAUAUCAGGUUUAAGGACAAAUUGGCUUUAGCAGUUGUUGACCAAAACUGUAAGGUAAUCAUGAGCUCUUACAGCAAAACAGCUUAUAGUUUGUCAUGAUUCAGCUUCAUAUUUAAUUACAUAACAGGAUAUAAUAGCUAAUGUCAAGAGAUAGUACCUCAAGAUACCUACAUAAAUAGAAAUACUUUUCAAGUUUUUGAACUUGGUUCAGUUGAACUCUGUGGUAGUGCACAGCUUGCCCAGCACUGAAGCACGUUUCAUGCCCGAUGCCACCAGCCUUUAAAAGGGGUGAGAACUCCGCUGCGGCAGAGUUCGUGCACGCGACUGCAACCGGCUGCCGUGCUCCUACACGGUGCUCACGGUACCGCCCGCCCUGCGCGCUCUGCCAGCUCCUGGGGUCGCGGGGCAGGCUGCAGUGGUCCUAGGGAGGGGUGGGUGUAUUAGUCACACCUCGCUACAGAUGAAGAACGGAAACCAGGUUGUUACAGGAACUACAAUGGAGCAAGGAAUUCAAUUCAAGCUGUUUGUCCCACCUGUUUUAGGGACAUAGCAAGCACAGGGGCAAAUAAAUCUGUAGGCAAGAGUUGAACCAAAACAAACCUGCUGUUUUCAAGUGUAGAAAGUCAAACUCUUCACCUUUGGGUUAUUUAAGAAGCUGUCAACUUCUGAAUGAUAAUAAAAAUCUAUGUAUUAACUCUUAAGGCCAUGUUUUCAUCCUUAGUUUUUCAGUGCUAGACGGUUAAAUUUUUUUUAUAUUAAACAACUUAAUUAUCUGUGAUAAACUAUUCAACAGCUCAGAAAGCGUUUUUGUGUAAGAUUGAUUGUGUGUGUGUGGAUGUUUUAAGAGUUCAGGGCCUCUCUGUUUACUGAAAAUUAAUAGAAAUACUGGCUUUAAAAAGCAGUUGGAGAAGCUACUACUGGAUAGUACUGCAAUUUCCCCCCACCAAAAUUUUAACCUACUUUUUAAAAGGCAUGUGAACAUUAAGAGACUUUCAUGGCCAACAGCAGCUGUGUUCACACUUCACACAUUAACAGACAACGGGGACAGUAAAUUAAGAUCUCAACUUACUUACAGGAUAAAUUAAAGAUAUGAGUGCAGUACAUGGAUUUCUUUACUACUGCUAAGCAAGCCAAUCAGGGCUUGUUUUGCCCAGUGGUGGAGGAGCGUUGUUACAAUCAUCCUCAGAGCUCUGUUAGGAUACUGCUGGAACGGAGCAUUUUAAGCAGAUUUUAUUGUCAACUGUACCAGGGAAGCCAUUGGUACCGGUGUGUCACGAUGUGUUGCCUUUUGUUGGCUCAUUUUUUGUUUUUCUAAGACCAUACUGAACCUUGUAUGUCUACUGCAUUAAAGAUGUACAAAAACAAAUGGAACCUACUCUGAUAUAGGACACUUAAAUAAAAAAAUCAGCUGUUGUCAAA